CAUGGACAAUUUUUUUUCAAAUUUCCAACUGGACAACAAAUUCACCUUAUUCUUCUUCCAACGAACAAACGGUCCAAAACACCUAUCCAUUUCCUGUGUCUACCCCAAACGUCCACUCCAAAACCACCUGCCCCAGGUCACGCAUCAAAGGUCACCACUUUCUUCAGCUCAACGUCCAAAACGCUGAUCCCGCGUUUCUGGUCCUCCGCGCGCCCGGAUCGCGAAGAAUCGGACCGAAGGUGGACCAGUGGCUGCUCGCGGGUGGGGGGAGAAGUCGACCAGACUCUUGAUCGUGUGUACCUUUACUUUGGCGAAACGGUGUCAAGAAACGGAACGCGGUUGAAGGAAAAGGUUGCUUGCAGUCUGUUUCCGAUAGUCGCGACAGAAGGUGACAACGUGCUGGAUACGAGUGCAUAUCCACGAGUGUUAGAACGAUGUGAAGAGAUUGGCGGGUUUCAUCAAAAGCAGACAUCAAGAUGCCAUCAGAAUCAUCGCUGAGCAGCACAAGUAGCAGUACGAGAGAUUUCAAAAGGGCGCAUAGAAGAUCCAUGCUCUCCACAGGAUCGGACAUCCAGUUCACAAGAAAGAAACUCACCCACCAGUACAAACUAGGAUGUAUCAUCAUAGCCAUAUUUCUCAUUUUACUUCUUUUCGCUGCUGGGGCAGUCUAUGUUGGCUUUAGUUACUAUGCUGAGCAGCUUCCUGGACCACUUGUAUAUAGAGGAACCUUCAGAAUAACAGAUGGAGAUGUGUACACAAACGAACUGGCUGAUCCCAGUAGCAGAAAGUUCAAGACAAGAUCGAGAGAUUACAGAGAAAGACUGAACCUGCUCUACAGAAGAAGUCCCAUAAGGCAUGGUUUUGGAGGUUCCGAGAUAUUGGCCCUCGAUGGGAUAGAAAACAAGGACCUGGUGAUCCACUUCACCCUAAACGUAGACCCAGUCUACAUAAAAGAGGUCGACGAAGACCUCCUCGAGAACAUCAUCCUCGAGGACAUAAGACAAGGCGACAGCAUCGUCUUCAAGGACGUUAAGAUCGAAGAGGCCAGCGUCAACAUAAGACCAAACGGGGAGAUCACCAACACCACGCCACCUUCGACUGUGGCCUUCGUAGAGACCACCACGCAGCCUGUGAGACCUCCAAGGGAAUGCGUGCAGACUACGCUUCCCUACUGCUCGAAGAUGAGCUACAGGACUACCUCCUACCCGAACAUCUUCGAGCACGAGAGCGUGGAAGACGUGGACAGGAACAUCAUACCGUUCAGGGAGCUGGUGGAUGCCGAGUGUUACAACCAUACCUACCAGUUCGUGUGUAAUGUCUUGCAGCCGUAUUGUUUGAAGACUGAUGUGAGCAUAUUGCCUUGCAGGAGCUUUUGUAGGUAUUUUAUGGCAGGGUGUGGUAGUAGGCUGCCGGAGGACUUGAGGCAGAGGCUGGAUUGCAGCAAUUUUGUGGAGUAUGAGGGUGACAAUUGUCUUAUUGAACCUGAUUGCGGAGUCCAGAAGCUCCAAAACACCCAGAUCUUCACCAAGACCGCCAACAUAGGCGACUGGCCCUGGCACGUGGUCCUCUUCAAAGACCACGUGCACAUCUGCGACGGUACCCUCAUAUCCCCCAGCUGGGUAGCCACCACGUCCUCCUGCUUCCAAGGUCAACCCAAGGCCGAGUGGGUGGCCAGGCUGGGUUCAGUCCGUCUGUCCCUGACCCACCCCUCUGUGGUGGAGAGGCGGGUGAUCGGGUUGGUGAAAUCGCCGGUGGAGGGCAGCACCAUAGCGCUGGUGAAGCUGGACCGGCCGGUGAUGAUCACGGAGAACGUGAGGCCCAUCUGUUUGCCCAAGAGGGAGACGGAGAUGUCGGAGACCAGCGAGUGUAAUACGGUAGGGUGGUCCAGGGAUACGGAGCAGCUGAAGAGGAUCCAGGUGAGGGUGACGUCGAUGAGGAAGUGCGAGAAUAUUAGUAUCUCCAGCAUGAACAGCGUCUGCGCAGAGGUGGCGUAUGGGCAGGAGAAUUGUCACGAGGAAGAAUUCGCCGGUAGCCCCGUGAUGUGCGUAAAUCCAACUACUUCAACUUGGAGUAUAGUCGGAAUAACAAACUGGAAGAUAGCCUGUUCAAGAAACGGCAUGGUCAGACCGAGAAUGUACGACAAAAUUUCAUCGAAUAUCAACUGGAUCCAGGACACCCUGAAUUCGGACGAGUACAAAAACGACGAUAUAUAAAAUGCGAGGAAAAAACCUCUACCUUGUGAAUAUUGACUGUUUUAUUUUAUUUUUAUUUUUUGUACAUAAAUUUUAUUUUACGUGAAUUUUCUAUUUUAUUGUUAAUUAUUCGUGUAACUACUCACUGGUUACCAAAUAAAAUGAGAUUAC
Messenger RNA from Harmonia axyridis, 2363 nucleotides. RefSeq names its product plasma kallikrein. The record is from RefSeq and is a predicted model, not a curated record. Gene Ontology annotation, molecular function: serine-type endopeptidase activity; protein binding. The transcript is spliced from 6 exons. Lineage: Eukaryota; Metazoa; Arthropoda; Insecta; Coleoptera; Coccinellidae. Gene Ontology annotation, biological process: proteolysis. The coding region runs from base 477 to 2213 and encodes 578 amino acids.